AUGGAGCAGCUGACGGCGAGCGCGCGGUGGCCCAGCCGAAACUAGUGCGUUUCUUUAUCUAGCUCGGAGAGCAGCGCACAAAAAAAGGCCCGUCGUGCGCAAAGCACCAAAGGCGUCACCGCUGCCUUCGUUUGGUCGAUAACGGCCGAUGCCGGCCGCGCGGCCGGCGCGCCGCCUCGCCGCGCUAUGCGCGUGGGCGCUGGGAGGUUUGGAAGUGAAGCCGCCGGCGGGGCGGCGCCCGCGCCGAGCGUCGACCACCACGACGUCGUCGACUACGGCGAUUGGCCGUGCCCGGCGAAUCGCCCCGCGUGCGCCGGCGCGCCCCCCCGCGUGGCGUUCCUGAUCGCGGGCGAGGCGCGCGGAUUCGCCGAGCGCUACGCGGCGUCGCUGAAGAAGUACGUACUCGACGACUUUGGGGCGCAUCCGGACUCGGCGUUACUCCUCGUGCUGACGGGCGCGGAGCGUCGGAACGAGACGACGUGGGCGUCUCUCAAGAGGGCGCUGCGGCCCGCGCUCGUCGAAUUCGUCCCGGACGCCGCGCGGCCGGGCCUCCCCUUGGAAGGUCCCGACGCGCGCCUCCGUCAAAAUGUGUCCCUACCCGGGUGGCCCUCCCAGAAUGCCACCGGCCUCCACCACAAGGCGUCGCGCGGCUUCUACGAGUGCGUGAACGGAACGCGCUGGGCCGACGCGGCGUACGCGGCGGCUGUCGACCGGUGGUGGGGGACCAUGAGGCUCGCUCUGAAUCUUCUCGAGGCCCGGGAACGCGCGAUUGGCCGCCCGUACGAUUUCGUCUUCUUCGCGCGGCCGGACGUCCGGUACCUCAGCGGCUUCGGGCCCUGGUGCGGCUACGACGCGACGACGUGGUACUCCGGGGGCCACGGCGCGCCGGACAUGCUCUGGUACAUGCCGCGCGGCGUCGCCGCCGACGUCCUGAAUUCCUUAGACGCGCUGUACGGCUGCGCCGGCCCCGGCCACCUCUGUUGUAUCAAAGAGUACUCGUCCCGCGAGGUCGAGCUCCUCAAGUCGUACUGGGCCCUCUGGUACUGGCGGGCAGCGAAGGGUUACGCGCUCUCUACGCGACUUCGGGGCAACGCGUCCGUCGUCGGCCACCACACGCGCGUGGGCGGACGCGGCAUCUACAUUGGCUGCGGCCACAGGAGCCGCGCCGGCGCGGGCGUCGUCGAGGAACUGUUCGGGCCCGACGUCUGGCCUGCUCCAUAA
Messenger RNA from Pelagomonas calceolata, 1221 nucleotides. NCBI's taxonomy places the organism in Eukaryota, Pelagophyceae, Pelagomonadales, Pelagomonadaceae. The record is from the annotation of a GenBank genome assembly.